Spirodela intermedia is the source of this 3668-nucleotide messenger RNA. NCBI's taxonomy places the organism in Eukaryota, Viridiplantae, Streptophyta, Magnoliopsida, Alismatales, Araceae. The record is from the annotation of a GenBank genome assembly.
AUGUCAUUUUUAGUGCCGUCGGAUUUCUAUCAUUCAUAUAAGUUUGCAGUAGGUUAUGGACGAGUUUUUUUAAUCUGGUUUAAAUGGUCUGCAGAACCUUUGUCACUUGCUGAUCUCUCCCCUUCUCCUGACAAUGAUUCUAAAGUGCGGGUAGCAUAUCAGGUUUUCAUUCUUCAUCAGUCUCUAUAAGUUUUUAUCAUUAUUUCUCUUAGUUUCUCCCUCAUUAAUCUUACAUCAGUUGAUUAAAACUAAUGUAGGGUUUCCCCGGUGCAUUCAGCGAGGCUGCUGCCCUCAAGGUCUAUCCUCAGUGUGAAACUGUUCCAUGUGAGCAGUUUGAAGCAGCAUUUAAGGUUCAAUCUCAUGCCUUCUAUUCUUUGUGACAAUGUGCUCUUCACAGAAUUUUGCUUCUAAGAUGUUUCUGUUCAUACCAGGCUGUUGAACUAUGGCUCGUUGAAAAGGCUGUUCUUCCGAUUGAGAAUUCUUUAGGUGGGAGCAUUCAUAGAAAUUAUGACUUGCUUCUUCGGCACAGACUACACAUUGUGGGUGAGGUGCAAUUAGCUGUCAACCACUGUCUUAUGGCACUGCCAGGUGUGACAAAAGAUGAAGUGAAACGUGUUUUGAGCCAUCCACAGGUGAGUUAUUAUUUUGAAUCUAAACGCAUGAUACAGCUGUUGGUGAUCACAUUUUUAUGGUUCAGGCUCUUUCUCAAUGUGAGCAUACACUGAGCACCUUGGGAGUCAUUAGAGAGAGUGUGGAUGAUACUGCUGGUGCGGCUCAGGUUGGUCCUUGCUGUUUUCUGAUUGAAUUGUUUACUCUUCUUUACCUUUCUGUUGGAGGAUGAUACUAAUUCUAACUUGAGAUUUUGUCUCAGUUCAUAGCAUCGAACGGCCUAAGAGAUGCUGCAGCAGUUGCAAGUUCCCUUGCAGCUAAGAUAUAUGGACUUAAUAUACUUGCAUCAGGAAUCCAGGCAAGCACAUCCGCAUGCAAUUUUUCUAGUUCUCCUUUAUCUCUGCCAAUGUAGUAUCGGGAGUUGUACUUUCUGACUGUGGUACAUUAUCAUGCAUAUAGUUCAAUGCAUUGAAUGACCUGUUAUAUUUUUUCCUUGGGCGAAAAUGAUGUAUCAUUUCUCAAUUCUUUUUUAGCAUUUUUCAAAAUUGCCUUCGGUGAAAAUUUUGUGCGUUUAUGACUUCAUGUAGAUUUUUUGCAGUACUUGAAACCCUAAAAUUGUGAGUACCUUCCAAAGUGAAAUCUUUGGUGCUCUCUCAUCUGCUUUGUGUACAUGAGUGUGAAGUAAAACAUAUAUGUAUUUGUAUGUUCGCACUUAUUUUAUUGAUGACUAAACAUCUGAGUAGUUCAGGCUGUAAGGUUGUUUAUUCAGUUGCUUUAUAAAUCCAUUAUAGUUAUCCCAUGGAAACAUAUAUGGAAAAACAGUCUGUUUCAGCAAAUACUCAUUCUUCGAGGGAGGAAUUGAAAUUAGUCUGUUAAAAACGAUCCAUUAUUCUUUGAUGAAAGGAGAUAUUUGUAUUGAUUCCUUUCUGAAAAUUUAGUUAACACAAAACAAAGAAAUUUGAUAUUUUAAGAAACCAAAAAAUUGACCGUCUUUCUUUCAGCUCAUUAUUCGCUCGCCACAGAACCUUCAUGUCUGAUCUGAUGAUUCGGGUAGGAUCAUCGUCAGAGGUGAAUUUGGUUCUUUUAAUCUUCUUUAUGUCCAAUGCCCUUCUGUUUUCUUAUGGUCAGGAUUCUUGAAUCAAAUAUUCUUAUGGUAACAAAUGAAUUUUCAAGCUCAUGUAUUUAGUUUAGCGAUGUUUAUGCCAAAUCAUAUACAUGACAGGACGACCACGACAACAUCACGCGUUUCCUCAUACUGGCAAGGGAACCUAUCAUUCCAAAAACAAACAAACGCUUCAAGGUCAAACUUCUAGAAUUGUCGAAUUAUUCUUCUAGUAUACAGUCUAACAUUCUAUGUUCGAAAUCACGUUUUGCAUUUCAGACAAGCAUUGUUUUCACUCUUGAAGAAGGGCCUGGAGUACUAUUUAAAGUGCUCUCUGUAUUUGCUUUGAGAAACAUUAAUUUGACAAAGGUAUAUCCUGAUAAUGAUUGAUAGUGUUGUUUCGGUCCUAUUUGGAUUAGCCGUUAGAUCACUCAGAUUUCAUAUUUGCAGAUUGAAAGCAGACCUCAAAGAAAGAAGCCUCUAAGGGUUGUUGAUGAUUCUAAUAAUGGAAUCGCCAAGUAUACACCAUUCUUGAUUUCUUUUCUUUAUAGAAAUAACCAGUCGAACGGUUUUUUUAGCUUGAUUAAGUUUUUGAGUUCAAAGUUAUGUUCCAAUGUACUUGGUUCUCAGACAUGAGUGUAAUUGAACUGUAUUCGAAUGUAGGUACUUUGACUAUCUAUUUUUUAUUGAUUUCGAAGCAUCAAUGGCCGAGCCUCACGCACAGAAUGCUUUAGGCCACCUGCAGGUCUGGUCUUUGUAUAUGUUGAAUAUAUCUGUUGAGUUCGGAUUGUUUUGCUCAUCUUUUCCUUUUAGAAAUAAUGAAGUGUCUCCCUCUCACGCCAAAAAUGAUUUGAUUCAGUGUUUACGAACAUUAUUUAUCAUGCGCCUCGUAGAUUGCAUGUUCUCAUGGUUACUAUUAUCAGCAUACGGUGCUUUAUUUUCAUUUUUCUUGUGGUGACCAUAAAAAAUUACUUAUUACAAUUAUGUUACCUGUGAUUGGGAAUGAUGGUGCAACUUUGUUUUUGUUGGCUUAGAAUUUAAAUCUAUUGAUCUUACAAUAAUUUGUUAGCCUCAUAUUCGUUGCGAAUUAUUCACUAAAUGGAACAGAAAAUUCGUCCAAGUUAUUCAGCACGAGAUUUUAGAUAUCUGGCAAAAGAUCUAAUUAUUACAAGCAAUCUGAGAUAGGGGAUCAUGGUCUCCCCGUGUUUGGAAGCCUGUGGUGUCAUUGAAGUACCUAAUUGUUUUGUGAAGCUACUUUAUGCGUGUAAAAAGAGGAAAUGAUCACUGAGCCAGGAAGAGAAAUUCUGUUGACAAUUCAGAGCAGUUUUUUUAUUUCUCAUCUGAGAAAAACGUACUGGUUAGCCUAAAAGAAUGUUAAAUAUAAUUUCGCCUGUGUUCAGAAGCAGUUCACUGAAUUGAUUAUCAUUGCGCUGUGGAGGCAUUGUAGCAGUCAGAGUAACCCACUUGUUGCACUUUCUUUUCAGUUUGGAAUGAAUCUUGAGUUGAAAAUUGAUGAAUGAACUGUUGGUGGUAUUGUAGUUGCACCAUAUUGAUGGAUGUGCUCACUGCCAUCCAGAAAUUAUGCUCGUCAAUAAUGCCUAGGUUGGGUUGGAUUCACUCGUAUAUUACUGCAGUAAGAUUCUGAUGCGAGCAACCAACCCUAAAGAUAGCCUGGUUCAGGGGAUCUCAGGUUGUAUGCAGAGCAUACUGGCUUGAUCCUGAUGACUUGUUGUCUGCUGGGAGAUUGGAAUUUAUGGAUCAUGGCAUCCAGACAUCAUGUUUUCAUUAGUAUGCUCUUUCUAAACGUUUUAGUUAAUCGCUUUCUCUUCCAACGCUAUAAAAUCGGUUCUUUUGUGUGGGUUCUCCAUCGAAUGAGAACUUAUUAUACUACUUUGUGCAGGAAUUUGCUACAUUUCUUCGGGUCCUCGGGUGUUACCCAGCUGAUUCAACUGUAUAG